This is a messenger RNA of Sorghum bicolor (sorghum), 1128 nucleotides long. Its product is annotated as nuclear transcription factor Y subunit B-4. Gene Ontology annotation, biological process: regulation of transcription by RNA polymerase II. Bases 190 to 603 code for a protein of 137 amino acids. The record is from RefSeq and is a predicted model, not a curated record. Gene Ontology annotation, cellular component: CCAAT-binding factor complex; nucleus. Lineage: Eukaryota; Viridiplantae; Streptophyta; Magnoliopsida; Poales; Poaceae. Gene Ontology annotation, molecular function: DNA-binding transcription activator activity, RNA polymerase II-specific; protein heterodimerization activity; RNA polymerase II cis-regulatory region sequence-specific DNA binding. The transcript is spliced from 6 exons.
GCAGUACCAUCCUCGAUCGCCACGCCACAGCACCAACGGCAAACCCCCUGAAACACGGCUCCAGAUCCGGCGGCCGGAGGCGACCUCCUCGCAACCAACGGCGCUGAUCCCCUCCUCCGCCAUCUCCGUCCAUCUCGGCAUCUCCCAUCACCAUCGAUCACCACCACCAAGAGCGGCCAGGUUCUCGGCAUGUCGGAAGCGGAGGCCGCCUGCGGCGGCGGCGGCGGGGGGAAGGAGCAGGACCGCUUCCUGCCGAUCGCCAACAUCGGGCGCAUCAUGCGCCGGGCGGUGCCGGAGAACGGCAAGAUCGCCAAGGACUCCAAGGAGUCCAUCCAGGAGUGCGUCUCCGAGUUCAUCAGCUUCAUCACUAGCGAAGCGAGUGACAAGUGCAUGAAGGAGAGGCGAAAGACCAUCAACGGCGACGACAUCAUAUGGUCCUUGGGCACGCUCGGCUUCGAGGAAUACGUUGAGCCCCUCAAGAUCUACCUCAAGAAUUACCGGGAGAUAGAGGGUGAUACAAAAGGUUCGAAAUCUUCUGAUCAGAAUGGAAAGAAACAGAUUUUACUCAAUGGUGAACCUGCAUCAUCGUUUGAUGGCAUGUAGGAUGGACGGUGGUGGUGGAAAUGAUUGGCCCUGAAACUUCAUUUUGUCAAGCAGAGCGUAUGCCAUAAUUGCUUCAUGGCACCUAGGAUUGAGAGAAAUGUUAUGGUUAAUGGGACUCACCAUCAGUGCCCCUCUGCAACGAGCGCUUCUAAAAACAUGUUACUUAUGGAUGUUAGCUCUCAUGAAGUUAUUAUCUUCUAUUAUUGGGGCAUACAAACUUCCCUUCUUAGGUCAUAGACUUAUAGUUCGAUUGUAGAGUGCUGUAAGAAUCUGUCCAACCAUGGCAGUUGGCGCUAUGUUGCAUGAAUGAAAUCGCCAAAUCGGCGGUACUUUACAGAUAUCCUGUUUCUACAGUGAAGGACUGUACGCAGUUGAAGUCUGUUGUCGACUCUGAGAAGGUGCAAGUAUUAGUUGAGAGUCGUGCAACCCAAAAUCCUGCCAUGCAAUAGAUCCACAAAGAAAAAAAGAGAGAAGGUAAUAGAGACUUCCAUGACUGCAACCCCAUAGUCAUGCAUUCUUGUGUAA